Molecule: messenger RNA, 795 nt
Organism: Cordyceps militaris CM01
Lineage: Eukaryota; Fungi; Ascomycota; Sordariomycetes; Hypocreales; Cordycipitaceae
Product: oxidoreductase, putative
Exons: 2
Coding region: 1-795 (264 amino acids)
Molecular function (GO): FMN binding; riboflavin reductase (NADPH) activity
Source: RefSeq, a predicted model, not a curated record
AUGAUGCAAGUGGUGAGAAGAGUGCAGGACGGAGUUGGCGUUGCAAUUGGCUUCUGUGACACGGUGACCGGCCGUCCGCUCUCAACAAUUCUGCCGAAAGAGCUGGCGCCGUUAAUACAGACCGUGACCGGUCAAGGCCCUUCGAAAUAUAUACAGAGCCGCGGCUUCCGACCAUCGGCAUCACACCCCGCACCAUGGCACGUCGCGCCUCCAUCGCCGCCUACGACCGAUCUCAAGGCUCCGAACCCUCCACCCGAGCAGCUGCGCGCCGUCAUGCGUCUUCUAUCGCAGUCCGUGGUCGUUUGCACGGCGGCUGGGCCCGACAAGAUCCCCCGCGCCAUGACCAUGUCGUCGUUUACGUCGCUGACGCUCCAGCCGACGCCCGUCAUCACGUUCAACGUGGCGACGCCGAGCCGCACGCUCGACUCGAUCGCGGCCAGCCGCGGGCUCAAUAUACACAUACUAUCCGGGGACUCGAGUGGAGCGGCCGUCGCCGACCACUUUACACGAGGCAACGUCGGCGGCGACGUCUUUGCGGGACUGGAACAUGUCGUGCUGGAGCAGGACGCGGACGGGGCCGCGCCGCCGCUAUUACGGGGCAAGGGUGUGGUGCAUGUGCUCCGGUGCAAGCUGUUGGGGGAUGAACCGUCGCGAGGCUUGAUCAAGGUGCGGGAUCAUAUGAUUGUGGUGGCGGAGGUGGUGGAGAUGAUACCCGGCGUGGAAAGCAACGAGUUUGGACUGGCGUAUGCGGACCGCAAAUACCGGCAGGUGGGAGGUGUUAUUUCGAAUGAGUAG